AUGGUAAACCUUUUACUUCUCUUGACCCUUUUCACGAGUGUAUUUGCUGGUAAUUUUACCAUCGGAAAGGAUUCGUAUCUUCUCAACAACCAGCCCAUUCAGCUCAUCUCCGCUGCUUUCCACUAUUUCAGAGUCCAUCCAGAUCGCUGGGAGGACACCUUCAAGAAGCUGGCCAACGCAGGUAUGAACACGGUCGAAACCUACAUUGCUUGGAAUAUGCACGAGCCGGAGCAGGGACAGUUUCAAUUCGAGGGGGCCAACGAUCUUAACCGAUAUUUGACCCUUGCUGAGAAGUAUAACUUUUUGGUCAUUGUGCGUCCUGGACCCUAUAUUUGUGCCGAAUGGGAGUUUGGAGGCCUUCCCUACUGGUUGCUCAAGGAGGAUGACAUCCAAAUCCGAACCAACGAUCCCAAGUACAUGAAACCGGUCACUGCCUGGUACAGCGUGCUGCUCCCCAUCCUGGCUCCCCAUAUGAUCACAAACGGAGGAGGCAUUAUCAUGGUGCAGAUUGAGAACGAGUAUGGAAGCUACCCUGCCUGUGACAAGGACUACUUGACGCAGCUCUACGACCUCACGGUUCAGUAUUUAGGUCCCGACACCACCUACGUCACCUUCACAACCGAUGGUCCCACCGACCAAAUGGUGACCUGCGGUCGUCUGGCCGGCAAGGCCUACAGCACCGUGGAUUUCGGUCCCGGCAACGCGCACAGCCAGCUGGCGGUGAUGCGGAAGUACGAGCCGGUGGGUCCUCUGCAGAACUCGGAGUUCUACCCGGGGUGGCUGGACCACUGGACGGAGAAACACCAGAAGACGGCGAUCCAGCCGAUCCUGGACACGAUGACGGAGAUGUACGAGAUGGGAGCCAAUUGGAACUUCUACGUGUUCAUCGGAGGCACCAACUGGGGCUUCAUGAGCGGCGCGAACGGCGGCGGCGAGCUGCUGCAGCCGCAGCCGACGAGCUACGAUUACGACGCUCCGCUGUCCGAAGCGGGCGACAUGACGGAGAAAUACAAAGCGAUCCGCGAUCAGAUCGGCAAGUGGAAGAAGCUGCCGCAGUACGACGUGCAGGACACGAAGAAGGCGAGCUACGGAACGAUCCGCUUCACGGAGCGCGCGUCGCUCUGGGAGAACUUGGAAGCACUGGACCGGCAGCCCGUGAAGGCCGAUCGUCCGUUGUCGAUGGAGAAACUGGGUCUGGACUACGGGUUUGUGCUGUAUCGCACGUCCAUCGUGCAGGGCGGCACGCUGCGAUUAGCCACCGUGCACGAUCGCGCGUACGUGUUCCUGGACCAAGCCUUCCUGGGACUCAUCGAGCGAGCGAACUGCUCGGUGACGGUGGAGGUUCCGGGCAGCGGCGUGCUGGAUAUCCUGGUGGAGAGCAUGGGCCGAUUGAACUACGGAGCGCAGAUGACCGAUCGGAAGGGCAUUCUGGGCGAUGUGACGCUGAACGGAGGCGUGCUGCAGGGAUGGGAGAUGAUGCGAUUGGGCAUGAAGGAUCUCUCCAAUGUGCAGUGGAAGCCAGUGAAGGAAGCGAACGAAGAAGAGGCGGAGCGAACGGGACCCGCCUUCUAUCGAAGUUUUGUGGAGAUUAAAGAGACGGCAGACACGUUCAUUAACCCCAAGGGAUGGACCAAGGGACACAUCUACGCCAAUGGAUUCAACUUGGGACGCUAUUGGACCGUGGGACCGCAGUUGACGCUGUAUGUGCCCGAACCGCUGUUGAGAAAGGGAACCAAUGAGUUUGUGAGUUUUGAGAUUCGUGGAACGGACAGACUGACCAUGUCCUUGGACGAUGUGCAUCAGAUUGAUAUUUAAGAAGAGAAAGAGAAGUGUGUAUUGUUGUUAGUGUUGUUUGUUGCA
Messenger RNA from Blastocystis hominis, 1860 nucleotides. RefSeq lists its product as hypothetical. The record is from RefSeq and is a predicted model, not a curated record. NCBI's taxonomy places the organism in Eukaryota, Bigyra, Opalinata, Blastocystidae. Gene Ontology annotation, biological process: carbohydrate metabolic process. The transcript has a single exon. Bases 1 to 1815 code for a protein of 604 amino acids. Gene Ontology annotation, molecular function: beta-galactosidase activity. Gene Ontology annotation, cellular component: vacuole.